Messenger RNA from Pseudo-nitzschia multistriata, 817 nucleotides. The record is from the annotation of a GenBank genome assembly. Lineage: Eukaryota; Bacillariophyta; Bacillariophyceae; Bacillariales; Bacillariaceae.
AUCAGAGGUGUUUCUUGGCAUUCCUUUCUCAUCUUUCAAGUCUUGAUCCGUAUCGUCGACCAGAACACCAGCAACUAGCUUCGAAACUCAAGGGUGAUCGACGUGAUUACGUAGAUCGUAUACAGUGCGACCGCCACAUAACCGUAGCUGACCUCGAUGCGCCCUUUUCCGAUGAAUACGCCCACCGUGAGGAUCGUUGCGCAGUUCAGAAUUAUAAAGACAAAGCCGGCAAGAAUCGGAGACGAGAGGGAAACGACCGAUUCUUCCUUUCCGGUCUGGGCUUCCAGGCUGCGGAAUCCCAGUCCCAGUCCUAGCAAAAUAUUGAAGACGGGCCCGGCAAAACAGGCCGUCAUCGCCAUGUUUGCCAGCCCCUUUCGGGCCAUAGUGAUAUUCGCGCUCAGAUCGCCCACGGAGUUUCCCCAGGCAAGAAUGGUGAGGCCCAUAAUGGCACCGGGGAUGUGCAAGAUGAUGCCGAUGAAAUUUAGCAGGGCCACCAAGCGAUCCGCGAUGAAAUCGAUCCAUGUUGCCGCCAUCACAAAACCGUAAAAGGCAAUGGGGGUUGCAGCGAUCAGCGACAUGUUGCCUUCUCCACCCGGGGCAAACCGAAGGACAAGAAGACCAAUCAAUGCGGAUAUUCCGAAAUAUAUCAUAAAAUACGGAAGCGAAUCCUUUGACCAGAGAUUAAUUUCGUGUUGGACCAGCAAAUAGUACGCAAACCAAAAGGGAGAAAGAGCAACAGAGAGCGAAACAAACCCUCUGUUGUAGUACCCUUCACAAGGAAUGGGAAUCGUUACCUGAAUAAAAGCCCGUGAAUUGU